Messenger RNA from Amoebophrya sp. A25, 1241 nucleotides. NCBI's taxonomy places the organism in Eukaryota, Dinophyceae, Syndiniales, Amoebophryaceae. The record is from the annotation of a GenBank genome assembly.
GUCUGUUUCGUACGGAAUGACAUGCCUGCAACUGAGACACCUGGUAGGAAGAAAUUCCACCUCCGCUUAAUGCAAGUAUCUAUCGUAUCAGGAGAAAAGUGGGAAGUUUUCAGUGGGCCUGUUGAAUGGUCAGAGCCUGGACCAGGUGCAGUUGCGUAUAUAGAAGCGCUUGGCGCAGAAGUAGGCGGUGUAAUGCAGCAAUCAGCGACAAAUGAAGGCCUAUUUGCUCCAUCUAGUAGGAGCAAACUUGAAGCUAGAACGACUACGGUCAUUGUAGCUGACCUAUUGGUCUCAUCUAGGGCUGCUGCUGGAUCAAGUACAACAAGUUCUUCCUCGAAGGUGGGUCUAUCCUCUGCGCUAGAGGCAAAGAAUAGGCGGGGGGAGCAAAUCACUGCAGAAGAUCAAACACAAAGUCCAGAAGAAAAAACAGAACCCACCACCUGGGAACUGUACUCAAGCAACACUUUUCUUCUCUCCCGACCGAAAAACCUGCUGUUGGAGAACGCAGAAGUGCAGUGGGAGCUUGUUGAGGACCGAAGUUCUUCCAAAAUUUCCUCGAAAGGAACAGGUCGGACUCGAUCUCGCAUCCUCGCUGUAGACUUUUGGAUUCGACGACCCUCUAUCUCUAGUAUUAAAGGAGAAAAAUACUCUCCGACUCCAGCACCAGCACUCUUUGUGACACUGACCACAGAAUUGAGUGGAUAUUUUUCAGAGAACGGGUUUUUUCUGACUGCGCAGGAAGGAAGGAAAAGAGUGUCCUUUAGGGUACUUGAUGAUGAUGAUGAUCAUCAUCAUCAUCAUCAUCAUCAUCAUCAUGAAAAUGUUAUACCGUACAAUUACACUUCUCACGUAGGUAAUCAGCACGUGGGUAACCAGUAUACAGCGGAUGGAUCUCUUGUUGUAGAAGAUGCCGAUGUAGAUAAAGGAGAAACAAUCCCUAUCCCAGAUGUAGUUGGGGAGUUUGAAAAGACACUUAGAGUAGAACAUUUGGCAAUGUACUACCAAAACGUCAAGCAAGAUAGGACAAAAAUGACCUCAGUAGAGAGGUAGUGUUGAAUGUGCUGAUGGAUUUUCCGAAAUUACUGGUAUCAUUUUUGGUAGUAGCUGGCACGCGAAAUUGUAACCAUCGGUACAUUCUAGGGCUCACUCCCUUAUCAUACAGCCAAGAGAAGACAGGGUCUGACUUUUCUGCCAUGUUGUAGCUGCGUGAGGCCACCACAGUGCCUGUAGGCAAUCAUGAU